AUGCAGAAGAAGGUGGAAGAGGUGGAAAAGCAGAAGGAAGUGGAAGCGGAAGAGAAGGAGGAGGAGGACAAGGAAGAUCUGAAAAAGGUGGAGGAGCAGGAGGAGGUUGAAGAGGUGGAGGAACAGGAGGAAGUAAAGGAGGCAGAGGAACAGGAGUUGGAGGGAGAGGCAGAGGAGCAGGAGGAGAUGGAAGAGGUGGAGGAGAAGCAGUGCAAUAGCAUGUCUUGCACCUUGUGGAGCAACAUAUAUGGAUCUAAUGUCCCAGAAGAUGAGAACCCGCUCAUCUUUCCACCUCCAGUAGAGAGUGAAGACCUGGCCCCUGAACCAUUUGGGGAUCAGGUUACUGAAUUGGUGCACACCUUGAUCUUUAAGCAUGGAGUUAGGGAGCCCAUCACUAAAGAGGAAAUGGUUGAGGUAAUCACCAAGGAGUAUGAAGAGCUUCUCCCUACCAUCUUGGAGAAAGCAUCUACAUGCUUGGAGGUGAUUUUUGGCAUUGAUGUAAAGGAAAUGGAUAGCAACACUUAUGUCCUUGUUAACUCACUGGGCCUUACCUUUGAAGAUAAAUUGAAUGAUGACCAGGUGAUGCCUAGAAAUGGACUCCUGAUCAUGCUUCUUGGUGUGAUAUUCUUAGAAGAAAACUGUGCUCCUGAAGAGAAAGUAUGGGCGUUUCUGAAUAUGGUUGGGGUGUAUGCUGGGCAGGAGCACUUUAUCUAUGGGGAGCCUAAAAAGUUCAUCACCAUUGACUUGGUGCAGGAAAACUAUGUAGAGUAUCGCCAGGUGCUCUACAGUGAUCCUCCACGCUUUGAAUUCCUGUGGGGGCCUAGAGCCCUGGCUGAAACCACCAAGAUGAAGGUUCUAGAAUUUUUGGCCAAGGUCAAAGGGACUGAUGUAAUUUCUUUCUCUGAUUGGUAUGAAGAGGCCUUAAGAGAUGAUAGUGGCAGUCUUGAUAGUGAUCAUGCAGAUGAUAAUGGUCUUCUUUUUAUCACGGAAUAUUUCGGAUCCAUAGAUCUUGAUUCAUAUGAUGAAGCUGACUUGGGAUUUCCUCAAUUUGAUUUUGAAGCGGGUAGUUAA
This is a messenger RNA of Perognathus longimembris pacificus (Pacific pocket mouse), 1071 nucleotides long. RefSeq names its product melanoma-associated antigen 9-like. The transcript is spliced from 2 exons. The record is from RefSeq and is a predicted model, not a curated record. NCBI's taxonomy places the organism in Eukaryota, Metazoa, Chordata, Mammalia, Rodentia, Heteromyidae. Bases 1 to 1071 code for a protein of 356 amino acids. Gene Ontology annotation, biological process: negative regulation of transcription by RNA polymerase II. Gene Ontology annotation, cellular component: nucleus.